AAAAUAACAUGGAUUAAAGAAGGUCGAAGGAACAAUUCGUGCGAUAGAAGCAUCUUUUAGACUCGGAUACUUCCUCUUUCUAAAAUCAACUGGAUGACUCGGGGCCUAAAAAUACAAACUUGGUAACCACUGAAUAAUUUAUAUUUUAUUCAUUGAAAUAAUUUAAACACAAUGAGGUCAUUUUGUUUUCCUUCAUAAUAAUUUCCUUCACAAUAAUUGUUAUAAGGUAUCUUUUAAGAUAUUCGCUUGUGUUUCAAAAGCAACACCAACGCUUCUUCGAAAUUACGUCAGGCUGGGUGGGAUGAUUAAUAGUUACCAACCUUUUGGUGGUAUAGAAUUUAAAAAUGGCUUUUGAAACGUGUUGAGAAAAUAAAACCGUUAGGAUCAUUAUUAAACGCUCAGGCUACAGUGCCGGACAAAGAUGAUCGAGAUUUUAGCAAAAACACUAAAUUUUUUUCAAAAAGGUAAAAAAACCUGCCCCAGCCCUAGUCUCUACCGUUCAAAUUUGAAGAUAAUUGAAUUUGACUUCGAUGCUGUGGCUACAAGCCCACAUUGAAUUAGGGAUAUGGGAGUAAGGUAGUUUCUGUUCCAAUUAUUUUCUAGCAUUUUCAAAUUAUAGAAGUUUGUUUCGACACUUAUCAUAACUUAACUUAACGUGGGUAUUUACUUCUGUAUAACACUUAACAUAACAAAAUUGGAGAUGUAAACAGAAAAAGCAACUGCCUGGUCCAGAGUCACCUUGGGGACGAAAAAGGAUAAAGUGUGACGCGUGCAACGAUUCAAGCGAGAGAAAUCUCUGGUUUGAACUUCCUUCCGCGAAUAUGACGUCUGCUAAAAGUUUACUGAAAUUUUUAAGUCUAACAGGUUUCGCUGUGGUGUCAGUUUUCUAGUGGAUUGACAAUACUAUCGCAGUUUCCAACACGGGAAAGCACUCUGGCAUCCUAAAAUUCUUUGUCAACUUUCCCUUCGUCAGUCACCAUAACUGAUUCUUCUCCCUUUCAAGAUAAUGUAAGUACUCUUAUGGCAUCCCCACAAGGAUGUUCAAUUCACUCCUCAAGCUUCAGAAAUCCUAGUUAUAAAGAAACAAACAAUUUAGAAAACCAGUGAGACAGAAUUUUUCGGCUUUUUUUUUGCCCAUCUACGACACAAACGGCAAUGAAAUGCUUCCUGAAAAACGAUUACAAUGAAACGUCGGGUUAUAUAUCUUUACAUUGUUAGCUGGCAUCAGCAGAAUCGUUUGGCGAUCGACAAUAAAACAAUCGGAGGUUAGUUGAAACAAAGGGGAUAUAGUAUAGUUACGAGAAGGGUCGUGUUGCGCACAUGCUCAAGUGAAGGCGGAAGUUUACGAAAUAGCAACGUUGACAAUAUGGCAACCAGCGCUGGUGUUUAAAAGCAGACAAGUUGCUCGAAACCAAGGAUUCCGCUAUUGCAAUGUGUCUCGUGUGUUUGCCACCAGCGACCGGUAAAGCGAACCGCAGUUAUAUUCAUAAAUUUUAAACUGUGAAGGAAUCAAUAACUGACGCCUUGUAACGGCCUAGGCACUGCCUCGAUCAAUAGAUAUUGAGGAGUUUGAUUUUCAGCACUGCAUAUAGAAUCAUGGCUCCAGAAGGUGAACCAGAGCCUAAAGGCGAGUUUUCAACGCCGGGACCCAAGCCAGAGACUUUGAUUUUCAGCACUGCAUAUAAGAUCUUGUCUCCAGAAGGUGAACCAGAACCUGAAGGCGAGUAUUCAACUCCAGAACCCAAGCCAGAGAAAGCUCCUUGGGGAGAACCAGUGCCAGAAUGGAAUAUAGCAAAGAUGAAAUGGGGUUAUGCCUGGGAGGGACACUGGAUUGGCAUGGCGGUGCUUUUUGGAAUACUAACCGUAAUAGCGGUAUUGUGCUUGCGGAGAAUUUUCGUCAAGAAAAGGAAGCGCCAAGUAAUGGCAAAGUUUGCAAUAACAGUUACUGCGAUUAUAGCAGUUUUCACAACUGCGAGGUUUUUGUACUUAAUAAUAAACCCAUACGAAUCGGAUUAUUGCAUGUUUGGAAAUGCGAAACACUGUCCACUGUUCGUAAACAGACUUUUAUUCAGCAUUGGAUUGCCAAGCCUUUUGUCAGCGUAUCUCCUACUGCAUCUUGCCCUACGUGAUGUGAUGAAGUUCAAAAAAGUUGGAAAGUUUACAAAGCUGCAGAAAUGGUGGUUUUUAUGUGGGCUUGUCCUUUUGAAUUAUGUUUUUGCCAUAACAGCAGACAUGGUUGUUGCUUACAAUACAUCGACUGGGAUAUUCCUCGCCCUUUGUCAAGGGUACUUUAUCGUAUUUAGCGCUGUACUUGUUUUUGCGUUUGCGUACUCUGGCUUUCAAAUGUAUCGCACCGACAAGAAAAACAAGAAAGAAAUGUUUCGCCUCAGCCGAAAAAACAACUCCAAUGUCGAUAAUCUAUCGCGAAAAAGUGGUCGUAACUUUAUUGCGAAAGUAUUGCGGCUAUCUUUUAUAACUUCCCUGCUUGGUCUUGUUCUGAUGGCGUUACAGAUUUACGCACUGGCGUUCGUCUACGUAGAAGCAUCUACUGGUAAAAAACCGGAACCAUGGGCUUGGCUAACCUACCAGUACGCCUAUCGCUUUGUAGAAGUUGCCUUUGCAGCUUGCAUUCUGUACAACAUCUCUUACAUACCGAAGCGUAAAUCAGCUCCUCAAGGCACUGUGAGUAACAAAUCCACCAACAGUCAUUAUCGACUCAGUGAGCGAAACUGCGACAGUCUCAGCAAAGAGGUGAACACAGUUUAAUUGGGGCUGUUUGAGGGGACAUUCCAACAAGUUCCUCUUUGCGUCUUUAAAUCCACCCGCCGGGUAUGAUUGCCCAUUACCCCUGCAGAACCGAGCGGUGUACCACUCCUUCCAAACUACGUACGCUAUUAUUUAGAACAAUAUAAUUUUUGGGUUAAGAGGAUCUUUCUCGAAAACAAAAUGACUUUUGCUAAAGGCGUAUGAGAUUUACGUGGAGAACCACACUGUCCAUCAGAGCUAUAUUGAUUUCAACAUAAUCAAAGAUAACAUCAAGAUAUCUAAGGAGAAACAUUUGUCAAAUCUUAAAACAAACUGCUGUAUAACAAUCCAGUUUAUUUCUAUUAUUUCAAAGUCAUCGGAUGAUUGAAAGUAAAAGAAAAGUGUGAGUGUAAUUAAAAAUAGUAAGAGUGUGAAUGUAAUCAUAUGAAUAAAGUGUAUCAAUGUUAAUACGGGGAGUGGUUUUGUUCAUUAUAAAUAUCAAAUCUGAAAAAUGUUGCAUUUCUGAUCACACGGCCUUAAAAUUAGCACAGAAUUUCUCAUAACAAAAAUUUAAUAACUCGCAAUGCUGAAAUUUUCUUAAUUUUUAUUAUGAUUGAGGCACAAAGCUUUUAAAAUAUUUAUUUAAUUUUUGGGUAUCAAGAAUCGUAACAGUGCAGCAAUCCAAUCACAUGCGAAAUUGCUGUUAAGUGUCAAGUUUCCCAGUAACGCUGGGAAAUUAUUGUUUAGUUUGCGUGACCAGGGCCGUCGAGGGGUUGCGAAGGCCCUGGGGUAAAACCGAAAGACGAGGCCCCCUUAGAGCGGAGCGAGAAGAAAAUUUUUGCAAACACGCCCGUCAGAUAAGCUUUUAACAAUUCAGAAAUACUUUCGCUACAUUCUUAAAUAAUUACUUGUACGAGGCACCCUAGAUUUAGAGGCCAUGGGGGAAUACAGAAAGACUACAGUGCUAUUUCCUUCUCUUAAUCGCAAAUAAAAUGUGAAAAGUUCAUUUUUCUUACAAAAGAUGUAAUACAAGAAAACUAUGCCUUCAACAACCCUACAGUCACAAGAAAAACAUGCUAGUUUAGUUAAAGUAUUGUUAAUCACAGAAAUUUUCAUGUAAAGGUGUAACAAUUGUAACUGACUGUUGCCUUGGCGAUUAUAGAACGCGGUAAAAAAUUCUAAGCAAGUUAAUCAAAAGGCAAAUUGCCUUGUAUAAACCAUUUUCCUAGAAAUAGAAAACUAGGGGAUUGUAAACAGCAAAUCUGCGUGCUCCUCUUCCAUUUCGAUAAAGUUAUCAAAUUAGGUUUUGCCGCCGGGGAAAUUUCUCUUGCACCCUAUAAAAAGGUUUGAGCCUAUAUUGCCCUCGAGUGCAAAAUGUUUGCCCAAUUUCGCGUUAGGUAUGGGCAUAAAAAAGCCUGAUUUUGUCAGGGCAGCCCCUGAUGGUUGCUUGAUUCAACCCUUACAUGACCACAGCCUGUGUUUUUUGGCGAUUUUUACAGCACGUUUGAUUCUUACGGUUCGCAUCGUUGCUAUUUCCGCAAAUGUUUAUUCUUUCUGCGAUAGGAAUGAAUUCAAACAAGCUUUAAAGCUAGUUUGCUUCAAACUUGUCAGGUCAAUAUUCACUAGGACUUGAAUACUUUUUAGAAAAAACGGUUUCUUGCGCAAUGAAAGAAGUAAUACUUAGGAAAACAAGCACCUGUUUUUACUGCUUGUGCAGAUCUUUACUCAAAAAAAAACUAAUUGAAAGCUAAUUUAGAGCAGCAAAACACAGUAAAAGUCCGCAUCUAAUAAACAAACUUAAAGCAAACCAAGAAUGACUUUUUCAAAGUUAUGUAUCAAAAUAUAAGAAACCGUUGAGCCAGGUUUUUUCCGAGUUUCUUAUACGUUGUUCUAGAACAAAAGCUCGUGAAAGAAAAUAUGCGUAAGAAAGUUUUCAAAAAAAUCAUUAUUAUAAGAAACUGGUAAACUUUUUUUCAAAAUUUAUUCUGUUUACAAGAAUUUGUACAAUUAUGAUACAAAAAAUGAAGUUCCUGCUAUGCAAGUGUUUACCGUAAUCAGAGAGAUCUUUAUGCUGUUGGCGUUAUGUUUAUGAUGAUGAUGAUGGUCAUGAUAUCACCGUAAUUAUGAUUAUGAUUAUGGUUUAAAUUUCGUCUGGAACCUGUCUACCCUGUUUUAAUUAACUGCAAUCGCUUCGAAAGGAAAGUCAUCCAUGGUUGCCCUUUCUAAAGCAUCUUUAUAAUCUUAUUUCAUUAAUGUUUCGUUAUUGCUUCCACAAUGAUAAGUUUAAUUUUUGGUAAAAAAAGAGUUGCCACAGAUGUUAAACAACACAGUUUUGAAACAAGUGUUGCCUGGAGAUGCUUCAUAAAAACCAAUUGUACGCUUGCCAAUGUUUAUAACAAAACUUAAUCCUGGAACAAGAACAUUCGCCUCGCCAACUUAAUUAUAGUUGCAAAGAAUUACAUGUACAAAAAAGCACAGCCUGCCAAUAAAUGGAGAGGGAUUUCGAAAGAUAAUAACUUCAACAACAAGAUCUUUGGAUAUUUUUCAUAUGAACCAUGAUUCGUUUCUGAUUAGGAAACGCAUUGACAGAUCAUAGUAU
Rhopilema esculentum is the source of this 5344-nucleotide messenger RNA. RefSeq lists its product as uncharacterized. NCBI's taxonomy places the organism in Eukaryota, Metazoa, Cnidaria, Scyphozoa, Rhizostomeae, Rhizostomatidae. The record is from RefSeq and is a predicted model, not a curated record.